AAGUCCGAAGUUCCCCACCUAUCCCGGGCUCUGGUCAGUCAGCCAUGUCCCUCCGUGCCGUGGCGGUGGUGGCUGUCCUCUGUCUGUUCCCGGUAACGUUAACCCGGGCUGGGGACAGGACAGAUGGGUCUCGCGGCCAAUCCUACGUGGCGGCGGUCUACGAGCACCGGGUGAUUCUGAACCCGGCGCCGCACGUGCCUCUGUCCCGGGCGGCGGCGCUCAAGCACAUGAUGAGCAACCUGGAUGUGUACGAGGAGCAGGCCGCGCGAGCGGCGGAACAGGUGGGCUACCUUUGGGAGGGACUGGGAGAUGGUCUUCUCUUUCAAUUAACAUAACCAGAUGCUGUUAGUGCAGGGCUGAAACUAAAGCCUGCACACCAUGCUGCUAAACUCUUCAGGACUGGGUUACACUUGCCUUUGACAGGAAGGAUACACAUCAAUCUUGCUUGAAGUGCUAGAGUUAGCUUUAAAGCUCUCUUUCCCCUUUCGAGUCUCAACCCAUUCCCUAUUUCUCUCUCUUUCAGGGGGCUCAGAUCAUAGUAUUUCCAGAGGACGGUCUCCAGGGGUUUAACUUCAGUCGUCUGUCCAUCUCUGCUUACCUAGAGACCAUCCCUGACCCA
This is a messenger RNA of Coregonus sp. 'balchen', 619 nucleotides long. Lineage: Eukaryota; Metazoa; Chordata; Actinopteri; Salmoniformes; Salmonidae. The record is from the annotation of a GenBank genome assembly.